This is a messenger RNA of Glarea lozoyensis ATCC 20868, 1470 nucleotides long. RefSeq lists its product as uncharacterized. The transcript has 3 exons. Lineage: Eukaryota; Fungi; Ascomycota; Leotiomycetes; Helotiales; Helotiaceae. The coding region runs from base 1 to 1470 and encodes 489 amino acids. The record is from RefSeq and is a predicted model, not a curated record.
AUGGAGUACAGAUUUAUCAACGAUGACGAAAAGAUCAUAAAAACACUCGCUUUAAAUCCGUCACUAGGCGCAAAGGUCAGGACAUUAUCCAUAAGCUUCCCAGAUGUGCCUAGGACACCCAUAGAUAAUUUCAUUACUUUCGGCCAGGAGCAUGGCAAGAAAGCGGCCAAGAACAUGGCUUUUUUGACCAAGGCGGUACUGCCCGAAAGUGGACUCACUCGACAUAUUGUUGCCAACAUCACUAAGUAUCAGCAACUUAGGGAACUCAGUCUCCGAAUUCGACCGGAUGCUCGGGAAUGGGGCAACGAACCCACAACCGUAGAGAAGCUCCAAUGGACGAUCGCGGCUGAUUAUACUAAAAUAAAUGCGAUAGACCGCUGGAGCACAGCUGCCAGUAUAUUGGAUAUUGCAGGAACUGUUUUUCCGCAGACUGUGGAGCUUGAAAUAACAACUCGCUACACCACAGGCUUCAAUCCUGUCCCCGAACCUCUAGCUCAAGUUGCGAUUAAGUCUAAUGAACCUGUUUCAUUGCCGCGCCUGCGUAGGUUCUCAUAUCGAGGCAAGGUCAAAGAUGAAGAUCAUGAAUCUAUACUUCGUUUCAUUCAGAGAAAUCAGGGCACGUUGAGUUCGCUCGAUAUGCCUUUUGGGUUUCAAAAAUUAAAUCAACCAAUGAUCAAAUUUCUCCGGAAGAUUCGCGACGUAGCCCCAAAGCUUACCUCUUUCACGAUUCCAGAAAGAUAUCGAGAAGAUCGAUGGAGGAGCCACAAACUCCCUGUCUGGUCAACUUCAACAUAUCCUCAUGCGAGCCCAUCGAAUGGAAUCGAUAUUUUUCAGAUGUGGAACAUCGGGUGUUCAUUUUCUCAUGAAAUUGGCAGGUUCUUCUCCGACUGGACGACUCUCAGAGUGUUGAAGAUUGGGGUUCCUCUAUCUGGGGACGAUGGUCGACCACAAUUUGAUGACGUCGUACCUCAAAUCCUGAGUUUCAUAGAAAAUCUCCCUCAGUCGAUUGAGGAAUUGUACAUCGAGCUGGCUAACGAUGAUGUCGUCGCAGACGAAGACGAAGAUUUCGACCCAGUUGCAGAGCUGCCGAUCAAGAUUUUCAAAUCCAUGACACGGCUGCACUCCUUGGAUAUCAGUGCCUGGAUUGCAGAUGUAGAUCGAAGUACUGGGCUCAUUCCUGAGAAGGCCGUAUUUUGUCGACGCCGCCCAAGCGAACAAGAACCAAACAAUAUCACAAAAAAGACAGUUUGGGUCUCCAGAUUGGAAGCUAUAUAUCAAGAGGAUCAGACAGCCGUCACGAAUACCCCUUUAGAGAUAGAAGGUGAUUUUGAGGGCAAAGAUGCGGAUGAGCCUUGGUUAGGUGGGCACAGGUCAUGGGUGUCUGAUAACAGGAAGUACUGGGUGGAUGGAGAGUAUGUUCUGGGACAAGAUGUAGAGUACUCCGACUUGGGUUCAGAUGAUGAGGACUAA